Eimeria mitis is the source of this 786-nucleotide messenger RNA. RefSeq lists its product as uncharacterized. The record is from RefSeq and is a predicted model, not a curated record. The transcript has 4 exons. The coding region runs from base 1 to 786 and encodes 261 amino acids. NCBI's taxonomy places the organism in Eukaryota, Apicomplexa, Conoidasida, Eucoccidiorida, Eimeriidae.
AUGCCGGUUAAUCCUUACUCAGCAGCGACAGUACUAACAGCAGCAGUAGCAGUAGCAGCAGCAGCAGCAGCAGCAGCACGAGCAAUAGCAGUAGUAGCAGCACAAGCAGCAGCAGCGUCGAGCAGCUUCCAUCAGCAGACAUUCACAAGCAGUACCUCAUCAGCAGAAGGGAUGCCGGUUAAGCCUUACAGGGGUUUAUUAGGGUGGGCGCCGUGGAUAGACUGCGUGAAUAAGAGUGAGCUGGAUGCGGCUAGUCUGAUAAAGGCUGAGGCUCAUCUAGCUAAAGCUAUAGCAGCUAGCCAGCUAGCCAUAAGCGAGGCUCGUCGUUCUGUAGAAGCAGCAAGAGCUGCAGCAGAAGCAGCAAAGCAUGGUGCAGUGGGUCCUGCUGCUCGUGAUGCAGCAGCAGCAGCAAUGGCUGCAGCAAAAGCAGCAAACGAUGCUGCUAUAUCUUCUGCAGAAGUAACUGCAGCAGCAGCAGCAGCAGCAACUGGAGGGUUUGAGGUGCUGCUGCAGGCGGUAGCAGAGAAGGACCUCCGCUGCGCCAUCUGUACUUCUGCUGCUGGCGGUGAAGAAAGUCUAAGAGAGUUCUGUGCAGGGAAGGAAGGAUGCGACAAGCAGCAGCAGCAGCAGCAGCAGCAGCAGCAGCAGCAGGUGCUGCAGCUGCAGCAGGAGAAGGAACAGCAGUCACAGCAGCAGCAGCAGCAGCAGCAGCAGCAGCAGCAGGAUGCUGCUGCGAAUCUCGUGGUGACAGACAUAUACCGCAUUGCUUCUCAGGAAGAAGUGUAG